AUGUCCACCGUUAUGGAAAAGCUUCAGUGCGAUAAUGAUCAGAACCAAGAGAACGAGUACUUACUGGCACCGCCAGAGCGCCGACAAUAUUCUAUUCUACGCACAAAGCGACUACUUGUUCUCUUAUCCACAUUUACCAUCCUUUGCAUUCUGUUGAUCGUAGACAUUGCCAUCCGCCUGAAAGCUGGUCGCUGCACAACUGGGCCGUUAACAUAUUUUGACCGCCACAUCAACAAUAAAUAUAUUACCAACCGAUUCACCGACGACGUAAACUCUCCAUUUCGCUCCGCCUCCCCUGAAGGCCAGGCGGCUUGGGACGAAGUUAUGAGAGUUGAGUUCUUCAGAAUAACUGAAACGGAGAUAUCGGCUAUCGGCGCUCCUUUGUCCUCCGUCAAACUCCCCAAGUCCAGAGGCGGAGGAUACUUGGCCAACCUGGCCGUUUUUCACCAGCUUCACUGCGUGAGAAUCCUCUGGGAAGCAACGAGAAUGGAGUAUUUUGAGUCUCGGGAGAACGUCUUUUACGAGGAGGAGUCGGAAGCAAAGGUGCAUGAGCAUUUAGACCAUUGUGCCGACAUUGUGCGUCAGGCACUCAUGUGUCAUGCUGAUACAACAAUUAUCACCUGGGGAUAUCCGAUCGAAGGUACGACGCUGCGGCCAAAUUAUAGUCUUCCAAGAACGUGCCGGGACUACGACAGUAUCAUUGCGUGGGGGAGGGAAAACGAGAUUCAUUAUCCUUAA
This is a messenger RNA of Aspergillus alliaceus, 738 nucleotides long. Its product is annotated as oxidase ustYa family protein. The record is from RefSeq and is a predicted model, not a curated record. Bases 1 to 738 code for a protein of 245 amino acids. Gene Ontology annotation, biological process: mycotoxin biosynthetic process. NCBI's taxonomy places the organism in Eukaryota, Fungi, Ascomycota, Eurotiomycetes, Eurotiales, Aspergillaceae. The transcript is spliced from 5 exons.